Messenger RNA from Patiria miniata (bat star), 3580 nucleotides. RefSeq names its product solute carrier organic anion transporter family member 2A1-like. The transcript has 9 exons. Gene Ontology annotation, molecular function: protein binding. The record is from RefSeq and is a predicted model, not a curated record. Gene Ontology annotation, cellular component: membrane. Lineage: Eukaryota; Metazoa; Echinodermata; Asteroidea; Valvatida; Asterinidae. The coding region runs from base 500 to 2617 and encodes 705 amino acids. Gene Ontology annotation, biological process: sodium-independent organic anion transport; transmembrane transport.
GUUAACGCAUGCCAAAAUUGCCAUUACACACCUCUGGGUAAACAGGAAAAUGUGCAAAUGUAGAAUGAGAAUCCCAGUGGAGUGAACGAAAACAGCAUCAUGAGUUCUAUUCCGGACCGCCUUUUUGUUUCAGAGAUUCACCGUGUGCCAGGCACGGUUAUAAAUGUGUUUGAGGUCAACGCGUGAAAUAAAUUAAACCAUCCAUUUAACUUAUCAAUCAGUGCAACGAGCUUGUCAGACGUAGGCUACAUGUUAGAUUAUGCAUGUGCGACAUGCAGAUCCGUGGGAACUGUCGACUUGCAAGCACUACCGGUCCAGAAGGCUGCACUGCUCUUUAUAGGAACAAGAACGAUUCAACAAGAGUAAGAACAUUUUGAGACGCUUGUCUCAGUUCGUGUGGGCAGGUAGCUAGGUCUAUACCUGCAAGGAGAAUUAAUUAUAUUUGUUAAAUUUUCUGCAGGUUGAUCUUGGCAGGACAGUAGUUUAUUGAACACGCACAAUGUACAAGGUCGGUGAAAAUGAUCCUGGAGAUGUACCGGUGGUGGUUGGCGAGCGCAAGGCGUGUGGAUGCGGGCCGUGUCAUCCCCGGUGCCUCGCACCCCUGGCUCGCCCGGCUGUCUUCUCUGUGCUCAUGGCUCUCAUUCUGAUCGUCGAGCUGGCUGCCAUCAACGGCUACAUCGGGGCCAUCACUUCCACCUUAGAGAAGCAAUUCCUGCUAUCCAGCUCGGAGGUUGGAGCCAUCUCCAUCAUCAACGACUUGGUCAGUCUACUGGUGGUGGGCAUCUUCACGUACUUCGGUCACUCGGCGCACCGACCGCGCGUGGUCGGUACGGGCGCCUUGCUCGUCGGCGUCGGCACGGCCAUAUGCGCUCUGCCGCACUUCACCACUGAUUCCUCCACGGGAUCGUUCACCACGAACGCCUCUCAGCAUCGGGUUUGCGGGGAGUCUGAGAACACAACUAGUUUCGGAAACAAUGCUCCGGAGAAGUCCAGGUACACCAGUUUGUAUCUCUUCAUCAUUGGACAGAUUGUGGUGGGAGUUGGUAACGCCCCCAUCAUUCCACUGGCCAUGACAUACGUGGAUGAUGCAGUCGAGAAGCACAAAACAACAGCAUACAUUGCCGUCAUCUACAUCGGUACCUCCGUAGGACCCAUGGUAGGUUUCCUCGUCAGCAGCUGGACCCUGUCACUGUACGUGGACCUGGACACCAUUCCCCGGGACGAGUGGCCGGCCGUGCCCCGCAACGAUCCCCGCUGGAUCGGUGCCUGGUGGCUGGGGCUCCUGGUCCUCGGAUCUGCCAUGGUCCUCCUCGCCCUGCCGCUGUUCCUGUUUCCAAGGAGGCUUGGGACCCCUAUUGACGAGCCUGAGACCACGAAGAGUUCGGAUGUUGCGGGGCUGAGAUGCAACGGGGUGGAACUCCGCGGAGCCAGCGACCGUAGGGAAAAGGAGGAGGGGUUUGGUGACGAACAUAAAUCGGAGACCAAGAAGUUUGAGACAGAGAUCAGCCGAGAUCAGGACAAGAUGGAGAAAUUUGAAUCCAAGGAAAGCUCGAGGACAUUAAUGGGCCAAGUGAAAGAUUUCCUAUCGGCUCUCUUGCGACUUGGCCGAAAUCUGACGCUGGUGGCGCUGGCACUUGGCUUGGCAUCAGAGCUGGCAAUCGUCAGUGGACUGACGACGUUUGGCGCCAAAUACACGGAGACACAAUUCGGCGUGAGUGCAGGACAGGCUGCGUUACUCACUGGUGCAGCCAUCCUGCCGGCAUCUUGCGCAGGACACCUCCUUGCAGGCGCGUUUCUACGACGCUUCAGACUGACGGCUUUCCAGUGCUCCGUCUUCCUCUGCAUCACCGUACUUGUGACUCUCUGCAUCUACCCCGUGCUGAUGUUUCUGGGAUGUGACACUCCUACUGUGGUUAGUCCCAAGUCGACAUCGUGCACCAGCUCUCAGUGUGUCUGCGAUGACACCGUCAUUGAUCCAGUGUGCGGUGUGGAUGGCUUGACAUACCUAUCACCGUGUCUCGCCGGCUGUGUGGGCAGGGACGAAGAAAACAAGACCUUUUCAGAUUGCAGCUGCAUCCAGGGACCCGGCGCCAAUUCGUCGUCUACCGAAGACGAGUCCGAGGCAUCUUGGGAGGCCAGGGUAUCAGCGUGCCCGCUCUUCUGUACCAUGAUGGUGGCCUACAUCGCCACCUCAUCCAUGGCACUGUUCGUCAUGUUUAUGGGCCAGAAUCCCUCCAUGAUCAUCAAUCUCAGGUGCGUGGAGGAGAAAGAUAGAUCUUUCGCCAUUGGAAUGCUGACUUGUGUUAUCAAGGUCAUCGGAUUUUUCCCGGCACCCGUUUACUUCGGUGCAGUCAUCAAAUCCACGUGUCUCCUCUACGCGUCGAGCGAGGGCGCUGUACUAUAUGAAGAAACCGCAAACUCUGUCUGCUGGCACUACGACCUGCUCGCGUUCAGACGGCGAUUUUUCGGCUUGCUGAUUGGACUGAAGUCCUGCACGCUGAUUUUCUUCCUGAUCACUAUGGCAUCACUGUGGAGGAAAAGAAAAGAAGAGGUACAGACCGAGGAACAGACCGACAAACGACGCCAUUCUGCUUCAUCCGAAACGUCAUCCAUCUAAUGGGAAAAAAACCUGUGAUUUCGGUGGAUCAAAUUAUUAAUUUUGAGGAUCCAACGGCAAGAUAAAAAAAAACAUGAAAAACAAAAUACAAAGUAUUUAUUCACCUAUCCAUUUCAGCUUAUACAUAAGUGCUGUUAUAGAUAUUCCUUUUAGUAAUGAUAGCUUAAUGUGUACAGUCAUUUUCCUCUGUUUUGGAUAUAUUUAACUUCCAUACCUCAAAAUUAUUUGAGUUAAAGCUGAGGUGACAGAGAUUUUUAAAAAGACAUUCUGCCAGCUUUUUGGGGAACCUGCUGAAUGUUUCGGCAUCAUAGCCUUUUGUUUUCAAUUAAAAUAGGUGAUUAAACAGAGUAAAACAACAUUUUUUUAGCAUACGUGUAUUUACGAUUAUUAGAAGCGGACUGCACAAGCUUCAAGAGGCAUGCAUGUAAUUUAAAAAAAAAAAAAAAAAGGAUUAAGAGGUAUUAUUAAAAUCUUAAUUAAUUUCAUUUAAGUUUUUGAUAGUUUAAGAGUGAUACAUUUCAAACCUUAUUUUCUCAGACCGCCGAGAAUGCUGUCAUUGAUAGUUGUAAUGUGUUGGUUACGUAUUGAGUUGUCGAAUCGGCUGUGGCCAGUAUUUAUUACUGACAAACUUUUUGUAAUAUACAAAUAAAUUCUUUAAAGAAGGUUAGGCGUGCCAGUUAUACCGCAGAAAUAUACAACUGUUUUCUCAAUUAACUUGAAAGCAGCACAAAUGUGUAAAUAUAUAUAGCCAGACUAAGCCUUUUGGUUUAACUCUCCCGAACCGUACCACAACGCGAAAUUCCCCAACUUUUUAGAUUUGUGGCCAAAAUAUAUAUACCAAUAAGCAAAAUAUAAUGUUAUAUUUUUCAAAUUGUCAGAUCUUAUUAUGGCAUGCGUGAAUAUUAUAUAUAUGCAUAUUGUCAUUCGGUAUGCCUUCCAAUAAAUAUUUGUAUCAUGUGUCUA